Messenger RNA from Belonocnema kinseyi, 1165 nucleotides. RefSeq lists its product as uncharacterized. Bases 144 to 659 code for a protein of 171 amino acids. Lineage: Eukaryota; Metazoa; Arthropoda; Insecta; Hymenoptera; Cynipidae. The transcript has 6 exons. The record is from RefSeq and is a predicted model, not a curated record.
GAAAGAAAUUUAUAUGAAAAAAUUGAAACAUACUGUUACAAUGGCAGAUAUUUCUCUAACUCAUUCAUACGUGAUGUUUGCCAAUGGAAUUGAGAAAAUAGUGUCUACAAACUGUAUUCAAAAUCAUCUCCCGCAAACUAAAAAUGACUUCAUUAGAAACCAUAAGUAUAAAGUGUUGUUUAAACGAUGACAAAGGAAAAAAUGACAUGUUGCUCAAUGCAUUCAUUAUUAUUUUAGGAGAAAGCGAAGACGACAUUCUACGACAGGAGAAUGAGAAACAUCUCAAAUUACCUAAUAAACGCAACAUUAGCUUCUCUUCGAACUUCUCAUCUAGUGAACGGCACAAAAAAGUGAAAGGAAGGCGUAAAAAGCUAAAGCAUAAACAAUCUAUUAGGAGAAAGCUUGAGUUCCCAGCAAAAGAGGCAAAGGAGUAUGAAAGCGAAAAAAUUCUGUCUAGGCACUUCAAUUUACUGAAAAACCGAAGAAACAUUAUUGAUAGCCCGGACAGUGAUAAAUGCAACGCAUCUAAUAAGAACCAUGGGAUUGAUGAGUUGGGAGAAUUGCAUUCGAACGAUACGCUUAUUAUUGAUGAUAAAGAAGUUUUCGAAGAUUUGAUUUAUGAUGUACUGAGGAACCUAAAUCUACUCCUACAAGGGUAAUGCAUGAAAACACACUACCCUCCAGAAGAGAACUGAUGUCGAGAUGUGAUUCUAGUACUAGAACUUUUGGAACUGAGUAAUUACUGAUCAGCACUUCUUCUAGAGAAACUAGUAAACAAGUACUGCCGACACACGUUUCUAGUUGUAGAAACUCUAAAACUGAGCAGUUACUGAUCAGAACUUCUCUGAGAUAGACUACUAGGACAAUUGAGACAUUCAAUGAUGACAAUUGAUGAUGACAAUGAUGACAAUGAUGACAAAUGAUGACAUUCAAUGCCUUAUUUAGCACAAAGAAGACUCCCAUCGAUUGAAGAAUAUAAUGCGGAUGCCGAUAAAUAAGUAACAUAUCUUAAAAACAUCGAAAUUAUAUUUUUUUCGUAAUAUAUUUUUAUAAAAUUGUUUUAUUGCUUUAAAAAUAAGGAUAUUAAUUUGAUGCCGCAUUAGAUUUGCUUUCUUGUUAUAAAGGGCCUAUGACACUUAACUGAUUUCUACCUUACCGACCAUUU